Periophthalmus magnuspinnatus is the source of this 1847-nucleotide messenger RNA. RefSeq names its product cytochrome P450 2F5-like. Gene Ontology annotation, molecular function: heme binding; oxidoreductase activity, acting on paired donors, with incorporation or reduction of molecular oxygen, reduced flavin or flavoprotein as one donor, and incorporation of one atom of oxygen; iron ion binding. The transcript has 9 exons. Gene Ontology annotation, biological process: xenobiotic metabolic process. The record is from RefSeq and is a predicted model, not a curated record. Lineage: Eukaryota; Metazoa; Chordata; Actinopteri; Gobiiformes; Gobiidae. The coding region runs from base 15 to 1487 and encodes 490 amino acids. Gene Ontology annotation, cellular component: intracellular membrane-bounded organelle; cytoplasm.
AUGCAAGAGACAUCAUGCCAUUUUUUGACUCUGUUCUUUUGGCAGUGCUUGUGUUUGUUCUGCUCUGGCUGCUCAGCAGAAAACAGUCCAGACAGAUGUGUUUACCCCCAGGACCUACUGGCCUUCCCCUUGUGGGAAACCUGUUUCAACUGGACAGGAAGGCACCGUACAAAUCUGUGGUUAAGCUGAGUGAGAGUUAUGGCCCUGUUAUCAUGGUGAACACCGGAUUGCAGCGCGUUGUCUUUCUGAUUGGAUAUGAUGCAGUAAAGGAGGCUCUGGUGGACCAUGCAGAUGACUUUAUUGGGAGAGGACCACUACCUUUCUUAGUCAAAAUUACCAGGGGCUAUGGGCUGGUUAUCAGUAAUGGAGAGAGGUGGAGGCAGCUGAGGCAGUUCACUCUGAGCACACUGAGGGACUUUGGGAUGGGACGCAAAGGAAUGGAGCAGUGGAUCCAAGAGGAGAGCACACAUUUAGUGGAGCGAAUCAAAACAAUGAAAGGUGGACCUUUUGAUCCCACUUUCUUUCUGAGCUGCUCUGUGUCCAACAUCAUCUGCUGCCUGGUUUUUGGCGAGCGCUUUUCCUAUGACGACAAACACUUUCUCCGCCUCCUGCAGCACAUCUCUCAAAUACUGAUAUUGAUAAGCAGCCCCUGGGCAGUGUUGUACAACAUAUUUCCUCGGUUGAUGGAGUGGUUGCCCGGCGGCCAUCAAAAAGCAUUUAAAAGAAUUGAAGAGCUCAGAAAAUUUGUAAUUGAGAAGGUGAAAGAGCAUGAAGACACUCUAGACCCAAACUCCCCAAGAGACUACAUCGACUGCUUCCUUACGAGAGCCAUAAAGGAAAAGGGCACUUCCACUGAGUUCCACAAUGACAACUUGGUGUCCACUGUGUUUAAUAUGUAUAUGGGAGGAACCGAAAGCACCAGCUCCACUAUAAGAUUUGCUUUAAAUGUGUUCAUCAAGUAUCCAAAAAUACAAGAGAGAAUGCAGCAGGAGAUUGACAGUGUCAUUGGACAAGAGCGUUUUCCUUUUAUGGAAGACAGAAAGUCCCUGCCCUUUGUAGAUGCAGUUCUCCAUGAAGUCCAGCGCUUUAUGGACUUUGCACCUCUAGGAGCGCCACACUAUGCUCUUCACAACAUCACCUUUAGGGGCUAUACAAUACCUAAGGGCACAAUGAUUUUCCCAGUUCUGUACUCUGUUCUUAAAGAGGGCAAACAAUGGGCAACUCCCUUUUUAUUUAACCCUCAGCACUUUUUAGACCACAAUGACAACUUCAAGAGAAAUCCAGCCUUCCUUCCCUUUUCUGCAGGAAAAAGAGCUUGUGUUGGGGAGUCUCUUGCUCGUAUGGAGAUUUUUUUAUUCCUGGUGAAACUGCUGCAGCAUUUCACAUUUAGUUGUCCUGGAGGUCCAGACAGUAUUGAGCUGACUCCAGAAUUCAGCAGCUUUGCAAAUGUUCAUCGUAGAUACAACAUUAUCGCAACACCACGGUGAAAAAAUGCUUCCAGAGCCUGAUAGCAAAUCUACCUGAUAGUAAUAAUUCACACAUUUGUUUGGGGGAAAUCAACAUUUACUAAAGCUUGACACUGGCACAUUACUACUGUGACCCUCUAAGAUUAGGUUGGUGUUAGGGGCUACAUGAUUUUGGAAAUAACUCCAGGAGCAUCAACAUUUGAGAGAAGAGUUAAAAAUAACCUAAUAAAUAAACUAAUACAGGAAUCUCAUGCAUCUCUGGACUUGUUGUUAGUCUAAACUACAGGGACAACAGGAUAUUUUGUUCUUUGCAGAAAGGUUUCUAUUAUCUAAAUAACUGCAGCCUGUGAGAUUUAAUAAAUGUGCUUGCUCAAUUUACAA